Cryptococcus wingfieldii CBS 7118 is the source of this 369-nucleotide messenger RNA. RefSeq lists its product as hypothetical. Gene Ontology annotation, cellular component: mitochondrion. Gene Ontology annotation, biological process: mitochondrial respiratory chain complex IV assembly. Bases 1 to 369 code for a protein of 122 amino acids. The transcript has 2 exons. The record is from RefSeq and is a predicted model, not a curated record. Lineage: Eukaryota; Fungi; Basidiomycota; Tremellomycetes; Tremellales; Cryptococcaceae.
AUGUCUGUAGCAGCCAAAACAUUCUUCGGAGCCGCCGUAGCCGCUUCAGCCGGUACAGUCUGGGGCGUCCACUACCUGCAAAAAUGGGAGUACGAUAACAUGGGCCAAGGUAUCAUCAAAGACGAGGCUCGUCUUGCCGCCAAAGCUGCCUUGAAACUUCAAGCUUCAUCUUCGCCCGUGACACAACCAGCCCCCACGAUCGACCCCGAGUGCACCACCUGCGUCGUCUCCCCACCGCCUCAGCUGCUCGAGGCGCAAUCGGCCGAGUCCAGGGCCAAGGAGAGAGAAGGCAGAAGGAGAGAGUAUGAAGAUCAAAAGUUGUUGGCGGAUAGGUUGACUGGCCAGGUAGAGGCGGAGAAGAGGGUGUAG